GGCACAGAAAGAGUAGAAACAAACGCGAGGGGAUCAGCAAAAACGACGAAAGCAAAGAAAAACCCCGCAACCGUAAUAGCGCUUUAUUCGCCUGGAAAAGGGGAACCGAUUGUCGAAGAUAAGAGCAAUGAAUCCCCAGCAACACCGUCAGUUGCAAAUGCAACUUUUCUUGUCGGGAGCCCAACUUCAUCGUGCUCUAGCAUUGCCCCGUCAACACCACAAACAUCAGUCCAUCAUAUCGAGUCAUCGCCUUCCACGCCUUCCACGCCAUCCUUUUAUUAUUACAAUCCUCUGCCUCCUUUUGAUGAUCUUGAUCAACAAGUGUCAACGCCAAUUCAAACCAGURCAAAACGGCAACUUAUUGAAGAUAACACAUCGACAGCAAUCAAGACAUUGGAAAACAACAUCAUUACAUACAUCGACAGAAAGUUUGAAGAGCUGUAUCAGUUUCUUCGUUACAAUUCACYUAACACGACUCAGUACAUGCCCACAAAUCACCACCAAACACCACAGACUUCCCUCACACCAAACACAUUAGCGGAAAGACAGCAACAUUUAACGCCGACGACAACAAUUCAACAGACCACCACAGAGGAUCUUGCAGGUUCUCCCGAACACAACAUAAACAGUCCUGACACUAACAGACUAUUGCAAAUCCGUAAUACGGCAAGCUCCAGACMAAAUUUUGCAGUGCGUCUAGUGAGAGAGAUGUUUCAGCCUGCGGAGCUGUUGGGSAGAAAUGUAGAGGGAGUACGCGGGAAGCAAGCCCUUGACCCUGCAAGGAUAGCGAUGAUAAAAGCUUUGGUAAUUAAAUGUUACCCUGUGACUGCAUUGGAGGAGGAAAGUUCGUGGAGAGUCUGUAAAAAGGCCAUCGACUCUUUUUUAAGGAAAAAGAAAGACACUUAAAUUAAUUUUCUGCAUCUUCUUGUUAAAAGUGUUAUACACAGUUACUAAAUAAUAACCCUUGAAUAUUUGAAUAAUAAAUUUGUUUUGAAUGUGAUUGAUCUUUGUCUUGAGCUAAUCUUAAGGAACGCUGAGAAAUGUUUUAAACAUGAACUGCAAUUUAAGAUAGUUCUUCGAACGAGUGGACUUAUAAAUCAACAACAAAUUUUCCUCCGCUCUCAUGACGCGAUAGAGUCCCUCGUGGAGGGGUACUUUGCAUAAAGUCCGCGCGCUUUUCCGUCCGCUCCAUAAAAUUUU
Molecule: messenger RNA, 1200 nt
Organism: Exaiptasia diaphana
Lineage: Eukaryota; Metazoa; Cnidaria; Anthozoa; Actiniaria; Aiptasiidae
Product: sialidase
Biological process (GO): rDNA heterochromatin formation
Cellular component (GO): heterochromatin
Molecular function (GO): DNA binding
Source: RefSeq, a predicted model, not a curated record